AUGUCGCCGCCGCAGCCCGCGGGCGGCGGCCACGAGCACUGCUUCCCCUUCCGCGGGGAGCUGGAGGACGACGAGUCGCAGGCCGAGUGGCGCGAGCUCUGCCAGGCUGUCGUCCACGAGGCGCGCGCGAAGCACUACACGUCCGUCGGCGGCGACCUCGCGUCGCUCGUGCACCUCGAGCGCCUCGACGUGUCGGCGAACGAGAUGGACCGCUUCCAGCCCGGGGCCCGGGCCGACGCGCUCCAGAUCCUCCAGGCCUACAGCAACCGCUUCGCGUCGCUCGGCACGCUGCCGAGCCUGCCCGAGGCGCGGUUCCUGGGCUUCGGCUUCAACGAGCUGUCCGCGCUGCCCGCGGAUCUGGGCCGCCGCUGCCCGAACCUGGCGUCCCUGGACCUGGCCUUCAACCACCUCCUGUCCCUCGACGACGUCGUCGCGUGCCUGCGCAAGUGCCGGAAGCUCAAGCAGGUCUUCCUCGCGGGGAACCCCUGCAGCCUGCUCCCGAACUACCGCGUCCGCCUCGUCACGCAGCUCCCGGCGCUGGAGACCAUCGACGACGCCGAGGUCACGGCGGCGGAGCGCGAGGAGUACGUGCUGCCCGAGGGCGGCUUCAAGGAGGACCUCGACGGCUUCGUCACCAUCGAGGUCGCGCUCAAGUCGCUCUCGGGCCUCCCGGCGCCCGAGGGCGCGGACUCGGCGCCGAACUCGCGGCCGGGCACGGGCAAGAAGGACGAGAAGCGCAAGUCCAUCAAGAAGGACAAGAAGAAGGACGACGAGGGCGAGCCCGCCGCGGCGCCGCGGCCCGACCCGGCGAAGGAGGGCUGCUACGUCGACCUCCUCGUCGUCGGCGCGCCGCCGGAGACGAAGGCGCGCACGGCGCGCCUCUUCUGGCGGCCGUCGCCCGUGAACGCGGCGAGGAAGGUCGAGGACGGCGUGCUGCCGCCGCCGCCCGUCGUCGCGAGGCUCCGCGUGCCGGCGACGGUGGAGCUCCGCGACGGCCUCAAGUUCCGGGGCCUGCUCGUGUCCGUGCUCAAGGCGACGCCGCCGACGGCGGAGGCCAUCGCGGACCACGCGGCGGCGGUGAAGGCGAGGGAGGCCGACGGCGACGCGCCGGAGCCCGGCGACGCGCCCGCGGAGCGCUUCGACGUCGUCGCGGCGACGACCGUGCCCCUCCACUCCCUGCUCGAGCCCCAGUUCGGCGCCGACAUCCCGGGCAACAGCGACCGGGAGCAGAUCAAGCUCGUCGAGGCCGCGAAGCUCGACUUCAACGGCGACUUCCUCGCGUCCCUCGAGCCGCCGCCGGAGGACGGCUCCGCGGAGCCGGACAAGAAGAGGCCGAUGCGCCGCGUCGCGUGGGCGGUCCUCGCGGCCGCCGGGGCGGCGGCGCCGCGCGCCGUCGACGUCGCGCGCUACGAGCGGCAGGCGGCGCGCUUCAUGGCGGACGCCGGAGGCGGCCGGCGCCUCGGCGGCGGGUCGCCGUCGGACGGCCCCGCGGACGCCAUCGACCCGAACUGGGAGCUCGUCAAGAAGUCGCUCGAGGGCCUCAUGAUCAAGGAGGUCUGGCUCACGCUGUCGACGAUCGCCUACUACUCGCGGCUGUCGCUGAGCUACCAACUCGACCGCUUCUGCGGCUCGGACGGCCAGGCCAGCGCCUACAAGGCGCUCAUCGCCGAGGGCAUGCUCCCGGCGGCGGCGGGCGCGCGCAUGUCCCAGUGCAACGAGAUCGGCCGCGGCCUCAUCUGGGCCCAGAUCGAGAGCAUCGGGACGGACUACUACUACGUCUGCCUCGUCACGGGCGAGUACUGGGAGUACACGAACACGCUCGGCAACCGCACGGUCUACGGCAGCGCGAACGCCGAAGCCGAGGCCUCGGACUUCCACGCGGCCUGCGCGGCCGCCUGCGCGGCGGCGAACGUCACCGCGUUCUGCUCGUGCUACUACGAGACGGACGACCUCGGCGCGCCGACGGGCCUGCUCCACGGCGACGGGUACCCGGAGUCCUGGGACUGCCGCGAGUCCACGCUCUACCCGGCGGCCGAGGAAACCGGCGCCUGGUCGCUGCCCGUGUGGGACGAGUGCGUCGGCUGCCCGGACGCGGGGCUCGUCGUCGCCGCGACGCAGAUCUUCGACGAGAACGGCACCGCGGUCGGCGUGGCGGGGUCGGACGUGUCCAUGGACUCCUUCUCCGUGCUCCUGAAGUCCUGGCGCGACGUCUUCGCGCCGCACCACGUCGUCUUCAUCGUCUCCGGCGCGGGCGGGCGCGUCGACCCGGACGGCUACCUCGUCGGCACGUCGGAGAGCGCGCCCGUCGUGGCCUGGGCGAACGGGACCGAGCACGGCAACGGGACCAAGUACCGCGUGCGCGCCGUCGACAGCGCCAGCGCGGUCGUCGCGGACGCGGCGCGGUGGUUCGCGGGCCGCGACUACGAGGACGACCGGCUCUACGUCGUCGGGGGCGCGUUCGUGCGGUCCAUCGCCCUCUACUUCGACGUCUACCAGGGCCCGCUGGACUGGCACAUGGUCUUCGUCCAGGACGUGGCCUGCGCGGGCUUCACGUACGCGGACCCGGGUCUCGGCCGGUGCGAGCCGUGCGAGUGGCCCUACCUCUCGCGGUCCGGCGUCGACUGCGACAUGUGCGUCGCGGGCUACUACUACGUCCCCUGCCAAUCGGGCACGUCCUACGAGCCCGGCGUCGGCUGCGUCGCGUGCGCGGCGGGCGAGGCGUGCCCGCGGGGCGUCACGGACGUCGGCGUCUGCGAACCCUGCCCGGCGCACGCGACGUGCGACGAGGGCGCCGAGGUGGCGACGCUCAACCUGGACCGGGGCCGCUGGCGGCCGCACCGGGGGAGCCUCGACGUCUUCCGCUGCGACGUCCGCGAGGCCUGCGCCGGCGGCGCGAUCCCGGACGGCGGCGGCGCCGGGGAUUUGUGCGGCUCCAAGUACGAGGGGCGGCUCUGCUCGGCCUGCGGCGGCUACCGCUGGAAGACCAUGGCCGGCAAGUGCCGCAACUGCGGCGCCUACGAGGCCAUCGCGUCCAUCGCGCUCUACUUUGUGGGCACCGUCGCCGUCGUCCUGCUCCUCCUGAGCCUGUCCGUGACGGAGCUGCCGGGCCACACGAUGCUCCAGCGGCGGGGGGGCGUCCACGUGAGCCAGCGGCGGGGGCUCGCCGACGGCGCUCCGGCGCCCGACGCGGCACCGCGCGCGGACGACGCGCCGGCGGCGGAACGUCGGACCGCGCGCGCGCCGCGCGCGCUCCGGAAUCUGCUGGCGGUCCUCGCGACGCCGCUGGGGCCGCGGCGGCCCGACAGCCCGGACCGCGUGUCCGCCGCGCGCCUCGAGGAGCUCUACCGCGUCUUCCGGCGGCCCCUGCCGGCGAACGGCCGCGCGGAAAUCGACCGCCGGGCGAACGGCGCGUCGACGGAGGAGCAGCAGCAGCGCGUCCGCGUCAUGCGGCUCACGACGAAGCUCCGGCUCAAGUGGAAGUCGCUCUUCGUGACGAUGCAGAUCUUGGGCACGACGGCCGUCAACGCCUUCUCCUGGCCGCCCAUCUUCGGCACGCUCGUGACCGUCGCGAACGUCCUGAACAAGCCGAGCUUCCUCGGCGCGCUCACGUGCGUCGUCGACCUCACGCCGGGCCGGGUCUCGUUCUACACGGAGUACGUCGCGACGACGCUGGGCCCCAUCGUCGCCGUCGUCGCCUUCGACCUCGGGCUCCGGUUCCUCGCUCCGCCGGCGCACCGGCGCCGGUACAGCUCGACGGCGUUCGCCGUCGUCGUCGUCUACUGCAUCUUCCCGGGCGUCUGCGCGCUCGUCGUGCGCUACUGGAGCUGCCGCACCUUCGACGACGGCGUCUACUACCUCGCCGACGACCUGGCGAUCCGCUGCGGGGGCCGCGCGUACCGGGCCUACGAGGCCUACGCGAUCCUCAUGGUCUUCGUCUGGCCCGUGGGCGCGCCGGCGCUGCUCUACGCGCUGUGCUGGACGCACCGGGGCCGCAUCGACCCCUUCGGGUUCCGCAAGGGCGUCGACCUCGAGCGCGCGGCGCUCCACCUGCUCGUGAGCCCGCGGGAGAUUUUAGACCGCGCGGACGCGAUCCGCGAGAACGACCCCGUCAUCGGGCCGACGCGCAUGAUCUGGAUCCCCUACGAGCCCGAGUUCUGGUACUUCGAGUCCGUGGAGACGAUCCGGCGCAUGGGCUACACCGUCGCGUCGGCCGUGAUCCCCGAGGGCGGCAUGCUCCUCGUCUUCCUCGUCCUGUUGACGUGCGCGUCGCUCAAGGUCUACGGCGGCUACCGGCCCUUCGACGACGAGACGGACAACCUCCUCGCGGAGAACCUGUCCUGGCUGCUGCUGGCCAUCUACCUCAUCGCGCUCGCGUGCGUGCUGCGCGACGACGCGUCGAACGCCGCCGUCGACGCGAUCCUCAACUCGCUCGUCGCGCUCGCGUUCUGCUACGGCAUCGCCGUCGUCGCGGCGGACCUCACGCGGGAAAAAAAGAUCGUCGCGAUCGUCUGGGCCCGCGCGCGGCGCGCGAAGCCCUACGUCGUCGAGCGGCUCCGGCGGGCGCCGCGCGCCGCGCCCGCGGCGGAGCCGCCGCCGCGCGCCGCGCCGCGCGCGAAGCUCGCGCGCGGCUCCGUGGAGCUGGGAUCGACGGCGUACCUCCGGGGCGCCAAGUCCGACGAGCCCGCGGCGCCGGGCCUCGCGCGGCCCGCGCUCCGCUCGGAGACGUCGGAGUUCCUGGGCACGGCGAACCCGCUCAACAGGCACGUGCACCGCGUCGCGGCGCUCAAGGCGACGGCGUCCCGGCUCUUCCCGCGGCCCGACGCGCCGGGCGCGGCGCCCGCGGCGCUGCCCGAGCUCGCCGAGGAGGAGGAUUCGCGCACGAAACGCUUCUAUCUGGAGGAGGUCGUGCGCGCGAAGCUCGCCGAGGUCGAGGGCCUCAACGCGAAGCACGCCUCCGGGCAGGACAGCGACGUGCGGUCGCGGCUCGCCUUCGGCGCCACGAAGGGCAACACGCGCUUCAGCGCCGCGCUGCGGCGCACGCUCGACGACGGGUCGCGCCAGCUCUCCGUCGUCGCCGACGUCAAGCGCCGGUCGCCGCACGGCGGCCGCGACGGCGGCGGCGCGACGCUCGCGUCGUUCUCGGACGCGGGCAAGGUCUGCGAGGAGCUGGCGAAUUGGCCCGUGGACGCGCUGUCGGUCUGCGCCGACGGCCCGGCCUACGGCGGCGCGCUCGAGGACGUCGCCGCCGCGCGGCGCGCCGUGGCGGGCCUCGGCGACGCGCGGCCGCCGAUCCUCUUCAAGGACUUUGUGGUCGACCCGAUCCAGAUCGCGCUGGCCGCGGAGCUCGGCGCCGACGCCGUGCUGCUGUCGACGACGGUGCUCGGCGGGCGCCUCGUGGACCUCCUCGACAUCGCGACCGUCUGCGGCGUCGAGUGCGCCGUCGAGGUCCACACGCCGAACGAGUGCCAGUUCGCGCUGCACGCGGGCGCGACGCUCCUCGUCUGCACGAACGUGGACCGCACGACGGGCGUCAACCACGACAACCAGGCCCUGGGGCUCAAGGGCCUCAUCCCGCCGAACGUCGUCGCGCUCGCCGCGGCCGCGGCGACGGACGCGCCGUCGGCGCGCGCGCUCGCGGCCGCGGGCUACGACGGCGUCCUCCUCGGCCGCCGGCUCCUCGCGGACCCGAGCGGCGCGAAGCGCCUCGUCGCGCAGAUCCGCGACAUCGCCGUCGCGCCCGCGGACAUGCUCGCGUACGGCGGCUAA
Molecule: messenger RNA, 5766 nt
Organism: Aureococcus anophagefferens
Lineage: Eukaryota; Pelagophyceae; Pelagomonadales; Pelagomonadaceae
Exons: 4
Coding region: 1-5766 (1921 amino acids)
Biological process (GO): L-tryptophan biosynthetic process
Molecular function (GO): phosphoribosylanthranilate isomerase activity; indole-3-glycerol-phosphate synthase activity; protein binding
Source: RefSeq, a predicted model, not a curated record